CGUAAACGCAGUGUUUGUUUACAAUCGCUAUCCGUUUGACGCAAACACCCAAACAAUGGUUGAGUUGUCAUCGCCGGGGAAGAAUGUCUUCAACUAUUCCUCUGCUUUCAAAUACACCAAAAUAGCGACCGAUGACCACGUGUUCAGUGGGAACGGCUUCGGCGGUGAUGAUGACGACGGCGACGACCCGUACGACCCGACAGUCCGGCGCCAGUCUCUCGUCAACCAAUUGGUCCACAAAGUGAUUGUCGGCGUCUUUUACGUCACGUUUGUGCUCACGUUUCCCAUCUCUGCCUUCAUCUGCAUCCAGCGGAUCCAUUCCCUCCAGAGGUGUGUCGUCUACCGGUUGGGUAUACGUCUGCCACUCAAAGGACCCGGGAUUAUCAUUAAGUUUCCGUUCAUUGAUUGCAUCGAAAUCAUCGAUUUGUCUGAUUAUGAGUUCGUAUUGGCCGACAAAACGCAGCCAUUGAUGACAUCUGAUGGAUCGAUCGUUGAAUUCAAUUCAAUCGCGUGUCACCUGAAUGUGUUGAACGCCAUCCGGAGCUCCACUCAACUGAAGGACUCGAAGACCAGUUGCCAACAGUUCUGUCGCCUGUCUUUCGUCAAUAUGAUGGCCGGCACUCAUGUGGAGGACUUCGAGAACAAGAUCGACACCAUUAUGAGACAAUUCGAGCAGAACUGCAACACAUACCUCAACAACUGGGGCUAUAAUUGCAAAGUGGAUCACUUGCCCAAAUACGUUGUGAUGAGUCGCGCGAAUCCCAUAAACCCAAUCGUGUCUAAACUGAAGGCUAUGUUUGGCGGCGGACCUCAGGUGGAGGCGCCCAACCCAGUGAUGGAAGACCUCUUGAGACUCCAGUCCACGACCUCUAAUGGCGGCAAAGACUUCACCGACAAUCAGAUCUUGGCAUCGCUUCAGCGAUUUGCUGAGAAGUAUCGCAAUUAUGUCUUUCACGACAUCUCUAUCGCGAUACAAGUGCGCGAAGUCCUGUCCAACGAGUUCUUCAUAUUUAACCACUCGUCAGGAAAAGUGUCGAAAUUGACGGAUAAGCCCAACCGAGUGGACAUCAAUAUAAGCGCCGACACCAGCGAUGAGUUGAUGCAGUUCUGUACCAACGAUGACAUGUCGAGCGUCCGAAUCACCACUAAUUUGAUAUAAACUGCUUGUUAUCCGGUGUUUGCGUAGAUUUAGUCACUAUUUAUUGUCUUAUUUACGAAGUAAUUGUUAUUUCAAUUGAUUGAUACCUCACUAUAAUUGUGAACAAAUUUGUUGUCAAACUAAUGAUUGGAAUCAUAAGUCUGUAUGAGAUGUCUGGUCCGGAAUCUGGUCACACAAAUUGGGAUCUCAUUGGCCGACACCUCCCGAACCCCUUCCCAAGCAAUACUCCCAA
This is a messenger RNA of Oppiella nova, 1391 nucleotides long. NCBI's taxonomy places the organism in Eukaryota, Metazoa, Arthropoda, Arachnida, Sarcoptiformes, Oppiidae. The record is from the annotation of a GenBank genome assembly.